Molecule: messenger RNA, 1656 nt
Organism: Hydra vulgaris (swiftwater hydra)
Lineage: Eukaryota; Metazoa; Cnidaria; Hydrozoa; Anthoathecata; Hydridae
Source: RefSeq, a predicted model, not a curated record
AUGGUUAAUGAUCGCUGUGUAGUUGGUAUUUGCAAUAACGAUAAACGUUAUCCAGAGCGUUACGAAAUACAUAGUAACGUUAAAUCUGGAAAAUUAUGUUUCCACAAGUUGCCUGUUGAUGGAAAAACAAGAAAAUCAUGGAUUCAUGCAGUUUCUAAAGGGCGAAAACACUUUGUUGUAUCUAAACAUUUUAAAAUCUGCUCUAAUCAUUUUGUCGAUGGCAUGCCUACUUAUGAAAAUCCUAAACCAACACUCUUUUUGACAUACACCAUGAAUGUUCAAUGUACUCCGGAAAAAAAACAAUCAAGACCUCCUCCAAAAAUCAGAACAACACCUAUUGUAAAACCUGUUUCUUCAAAAAUGAUUGAAUCUAUUAACUCUAACUCGGAUACACUUACAGCUGAAGAGUUGUCAGAUCUUAUGAUUGUUUCUUCAGACGAAGAAAGCUUAAUAUCGUUCAAAAUAACUCCAUAUGUUAGUGGCGAUGCAGUUGCAGCAGAAUUAUUACACAUCUCCGACUCUCCCAAAGAAUUAUUACACCCACCCGCCUCUCCCAAAGAAAAAGACACUGUAAAUCCAAUUUUGUCUAAGAAUAAAACAGGCUACAGUGUUAAAAAUAAUAUAGAGCCUACUCUAUUAUCAACAUAUAUUGAUUUACAGUUUUCUCGUAUUACUAGGGACUCAGAUGUAUCGACUUUUACAGGUUUACAAAAUGCAAAAAUGUUUCAAAGUGUUUUCUAUUAUGUCAAGCACAAAGCAGCAGUUAUGAAAUACUGGGAUGGAAAUAAAAGAACAAAUCGAUUACGAAAAACCAUGUCCAGUGUUGAAUCUGUCGAGCAGCUACACUUAUCAGAAGAUUAUACUAUUUGCGAUAACUUAUUUCCUAUGAGAAAAAGCGGACCUAAAAGAAAAAUUUCACUGGAACAGGAAUUUCUUUUAAUUAUGAUGAGAUUACGUUUGGGUCUUUUAAUUGAAGAUUUAGCUUUCCGCUUUUGUAUAUCAGCUGGAACAGUUUCCCAAAUUAUUAUUACAUGGGUAAUAUUGUUAUCUAAAGAGUUGGACAGCCUAAUUUUGUGGCCUAGCCGGAAUACAAUUCGAGCAACUAUGCCAAACUGUUUUAAGCGAUUAUAUCCAAAAGUGAGAACAAUUAUAGAUUGUUCUGAAAUAUUUUUUGAAACAUCAAGUGCUCUUGAUGUUCAAGCUUGUAUGUGGAGUGACUAUAAACAUCAUGCAACAGUCAAAUUCUUAAUAGCAAUAACUCCGAAUGGAGCCAUUUCAUGGCUGUCUCCCCUUUAUGGUGGACGUGCUUCUGACAUUUUUAUUGUCAGAAAUAGUGGUUUUCUUGAUAUACUUGAGCCCUAUGACCAAGUUAUGGCAGAUCGUGGCUUUAAAAUAAGGACAGACCUUGCAUAUAAACAGUGUACUCUUUGUAUACCUCCAAGUGCUGUUAAAGGAAUUCAAAUGUCAAAAGAAGAAGUUCGAGAAACAUCAAACAUUGCUAAUGUACGUAUUUAUGUGGAGCAAGCAAUAAAAAGGAUUAAACAUUUCCGUAUUUUAAAAAUAACACAGCCAUUACUAUACCUACCUAUCAUGAAUAAUAUACUACGCGUAUGUGCUGCUAUAUCAAACUUGAGAAAACCAUUAGUUUCUAAAUAG